Molecule: messenger RNA, 597 nt
Organism: Dacryopinax primogenitus
Lineage: Eukaryota; Fungi; Basidiomycota; Dacrymycetes; Dacrymycetales; Dacrymycetaceae
Exons: 6
Coding region: 1-597 (198 amino acids)
Source: RefSeq, a predicted model, not a curated record
AUGACCAGAAGAAAGAAGAGCAAGACUAAUGAUGACCAACAGCAACUCAACCAGCAGUGUGGCGUCAAGCUUGGUCCCCAUGGGGGGAGGAGGGAAGAUGAAGAGCUCGUCUGGGUGAUUGGCAGGCUCGCUGUCAUCUGUGUUGCUCAGGCAGGUGGGGGAGGAUGGGGACAAGGCUGGGGGAGCAUGAUGAGGAUGCAGGGUGAGCACUUCACUGCUGCAGGCUGUGCUGCCCAGCAAGAGAUGGAAAUGGGGUUGUUGGAAAAGGGGGGGCUGCUGAUGGACAAGUCCAAGGAUGAUGCCGAGCUCACCAUGAAGGACAAACUGGGCAACAUAGCAUAUGCUGGCUAUGCCAUGUGGAAGACAUUCAGCGGCAACAUUGCAGCAACGUUUGGAGUGGCCCUCCUUGCCCUAACAAUUUUCUGGGGCUGGAUUCUGUACGGCUUGGGCUGCAUGGCGAGAGCCCUCAAGGACUUUGCCACCAAGCACAAGAUUGAGAUCAGGGUGAUGCUAGUCCUUAAUGUCAUUCUUCUGGCUCAUAGUGUGAGCCCUUAUAUGGUGUUGAUUGACACCAUCAACAGUUUGAAGAAGGAUUGA